AUACCACCUGGCGCCUGGCGCUAAAUUUAUAAAUAAAUAAAUAAAAAAAUCAAGAAAUUGUUCGAUAGGUGUGAACAAAACAAAACGAAACAACAUUUCCCUCCGGAGCCGGCGGGGAUCGUUCUGUUUCAUGAGAACUUUUUUCUGGUUGAGAAGAAAGACAAUUUUUUUUUAGAUUCAAAACCUAAAUUGCUUUAUAUAUUGUCUUUAUCGAUAAAAUAAUUGCUUCUAUUCAUCGUAAUUAUGAUUUGAUUUUGUUUUGGAAUCGACUUGGGACUGUUCUUGACACUGUUUCAGACGUUACAGUUUGCUGAUUUGGAGGUACUAUUAUUGUCUCGCCUUUCUCUUUCUUAGGCCAGUGGCGUACCCUCGUUCAGCUUCUGAACAAUGGGGAAGAACAAGGAAGUAAUUCGGCUGGAGCGUGAAUCUGUCAUUCCGGUGUUGAAGCCGAAGCUUAUAAUGACCUUGGCCAAUCUAAUUGAACAUAGUUCUGAUCGGGCAGAGUUCUUAAAACUUUGCAAGAGAAUUGAGUACACAAUUCGAGCUUGGUAUCUUCUUCAAUUUGAGGAUUUGAUGCAACUCUACUCUCUCUUUGAUCCUGUUCAUGGAGCCCAGAAGCUGGAGCAGCAGAAUCUAUCCUCUGAUGAAAUUGAAGUGCUUGAACAAAAUUUUCUUUCUUACCUGUUUCAGGUUAUGGAAAAGAGCAAUUUCAAAAUAGCAAGUGAUGAGGAGAUUGAAAUUGCACUUUCAGGGCAGUAUCUCUUAAAUCUUCCUAUUACAGUUGAUGAAUCCAAGCUUGACAAGGUUCUUUUAAAGAAAUAUUUUGCGACACAUCCUCAAGCCAACCUACCAGACUUUGUUGACAAGUAUGUUAUUUUCAGGCGAGGAACUGGAAUUGACCAAACGAGUGAUUUUUUUUUCAUGGAGAAAGUAGACAUGCUUAUCGGAAGGUUUUGGGCAUAUCUGUUAAGGUUAACGAGGUUAGAAAAGAUUCUCUGCAGACGGCCAAUUUCACGAUCUACGGAGGAUAGGAAGAAGAAUGAUGAGAUUCCCCCUGAUGCUGAUCAAGACCUAGAUGUUGAAAGAGUUCGUCUGGAGAAUAUGGAACUGAGCGCUUCCAAUUUGCUGGGCAAGGUUACCAUUCAAGAACCUACCUUUGAUAGGAUUAUUGUAGUUUACAGGCGAGCAAGUACAAAGUCUAAACCUGAACGUGGAAUAUAUGUCAAGCAUUUUAAAAACAUUCCAAUGGCUGAUAUGGAAAUAGUACUUCCUGAAAAGAAGAAUCCAGGACUGACUCCAAUGGACUGGGUUAAGUUUAUUGUAUCUGCUAUAGUUGGGCUGGUUGCCCUUGUGGGUUCAAUUGAGAUGCCCAAGGCUGACUUUUGGGUCAUUUUCGCUGUUCUCUCAACAGUUAUUGGUUACUGUGCAAAGACAUAUUUCACGUUUCAGCAAAACAUGGCUACAUAUCAGAACUUAAUUACACAAUCCAUGUAUGACAAACAGCUGGAUAGUGGAAGGGGAACACUUCUUCAUUUGUGUGAUGAUGUGAUCCAACAGGAAGUUAAAGAGGUGAUCAUUUCCUUCUUUAUACUGAUGGAGCAAGGCAAAGCUACUUUAGAAGAUCUUGAUCUACGGUGUGAGGAGUUGAUCAAAGAAGAGUUUGGAGAACACUGCAACUUCGAAGUGGACGAUGCAGUUCAAAAGUUGGAGAAAUUGGGAAUCAUUUCUCGGGAUACAAUUGGGCGUUAUUACUGUGUUGGAUUAAAACGCGCCAAUGAGAUCAUAGGACUGACUACAGAGGAGCUUGUCCUGAAAGCAAGGCAGGGUGUCAAUCCUUGAGAAAUGGAAAGGCCAAACCUAUUCCUGCUUUUUCUCAGAGUGUAUCUUAGCGCUAAAGCACAAAAACAUGAAAUUCAACUGUAGAUAGUGUUGGCGGUGUGCAAAUGAAGAAAAAUUGCUGCUCUAGAAAGUUUUCCACUUCAACAGUUUAGUGAUGCAAGCUUAGUAGUUUGCUUAAUGCAUUUACCUCUUCUUCGUAGAAAUGCUGCUCUUUGGUGUGUUUCCUAAAUUGAUUCGAAUCUGGAAUAUAGUUGUAUUUUUCUUGCAAGAUUUAUUGCAUCAGUUUUGUUUCUUUUGGAAAUCUCAUCGAGGAUAUUAUGCUAACAUGGCUGUUUUUCUUAUGCUUGUUGUAUGGUUGAAAUAUGUUUUAAUAUUUUCAUUUCAGGUAUCUCAUGUA
Messenger RNA from Cucumis sativus (cucumber), 2236 nucleotides. RefSeq lists its product as uncharacterized. The transcript is spliced from 16 exons. The record is from RefSeq and is a predicted model, not a curated record. The coding region runs from base 388 to 1839 and encodes 483 amino acids. Lineage: Eukaryota; Viridiplantae; Streptophyta; Magnoliopsida; Cucurbitales; Cucurbitaceae.